This is a messenger RNA of Nematolebias whitei (Rio pearlfish), 2528 nucleotides long. Its product is annotated as protein ITPRID2. NCBI's taxonomy places the organism in Eukaryota, Metazoa, Chordata, Actinopteri, Cyprinodontiformes, Rivulidae. The record is from RefSeq and is a predicted model, not a curated record. The coding region runs from base 9 to 2465 and encodes 818 amino acids. The transcript has 9 exons.
CCGCCGACAUGUCCAGGACUGUUAGUCAGCAGUCCGACAGCAGUGGGUUUGCUGAGGAGACGUCGGUUGACUCCAGCAUCUACCUCAAGAUUCAGGACAGUAGUGACAGCUGCGACAGCGAGACCACCGUCACUUCACAUCCUUCACAAGACUUAGCUACGCCCCAUGUAUUAGACCAACCUGCAUUUGAUUUGCCAGAUGCCCGAGAGGAAGAGGCGGGAACUGGUGAUACCAUCAAGCCUGAUGGAACCACUCACUUCAUCGAUGACGAAGAACAUGAAGGAAGAUCAGAGCAGGUUCCGCACUACCCAGUUCAUGAUCUCCCUAAGAGCAGACCUGCAGGAGAAGAGGGGCAAGUUGAAGGUGAAGAUGGGACUGAUCCAGACUCAGAAACAGAUCCUUUGCGGUACAUGUCUGAGCAAGAACCACAGCCAGAACUGGAACACACCCUGAAUGAACCUGUUUCAGGACAAGAACUAAAACAAACUCAGACAGCAGACACUGAAACUCCCACAGAGGGAGCUGAGAAGAAAACCCCGGAGGAAUCUUCACCCGUAGAUGAUUCUGCUUCACUUGAUCCUCCGGUUCCAUUGUCUCCAGUUCUCUGUGCAUUGAAUCGAGCCAAACAGAAUCAGUUCUGUCGGGUGCAUCAGCAUAACAGCAUCCAAUGCAACAAUAUGACGCAAAGUCCAGUAGGAGGAGGACGAGGAAGAAGCAGAGGUCUUCCUUUAGAGAGGUCAUCCUCCCUGCCCUCCACAGUUGUGUCCUCUGUCAAGAUCCAGUUUAGAAAAGGACAAGCAUCCUGCACCCAACCCAAGUACUCCUUUAAGUACACUCAGGAAGCCGGAGAAAAAAGGAAAGUAGAGGAGGGGCUGGAGGAGAAAGAGCAAGGCAACUGUCUGUCUACUCUGAUCAUAAACCCAGGCUCUAAAAAUAAAAGCCCAGCUGCCAUCCCUCCCCACCUACAGCAAUCAUCUUGUUCUCCGCAUAGUGCCAGCCCUCCUGAUCAUUUCUCGGGCAGCCAUGCCCACUCCUGGAGCACACAGAGCGUUCCUGAUCUUUCGUCUAAUCAUUAUCAAUAUCUUCACCCUGGCCCCUUCCAGCUGAGCCUGAGUGCCAACCAAAGCCAGCCAUAUUUGAGCCCUGGGCAAAUGAUGUUCCCCACUCACAGCCCUUCAGUAGUGUUCUCAGAUCCCAGCCCAUAUCCCAGUCCUGUUCCCAACUCCAUUCCUUUACCUCUUUCUCUGUACCCUAAUGUUAGUCCUCCUUUCUGUCACAACCCUUCCAUAAAUCCCUACUCCAGUAUAACCAGCCUCCACCAACAUCUCACUCCCCCAGUACCCCCACACAGCAGCCUCACCAACCUACAUCAGACCCUAGAUUCAACAGACCCAAACUGCUUUGGUUUAGGCCACUUACAUCCUGGAACCCCCCCGAUGCAUCACACAGGCUACAGUUAUCCACAUGAUCAUCAGUGCCUUUACCCCCCAACUCCACAUGGCUCCCAGUUUGCUUUGCCUUACCAUGGUACUCUGAGGUACAGCAUGAACCCACACCUUCACCAUCUGAGGUUCAGUCCUCCAGCUGAUCUGGGUUCAGGACCUAGACGUUGCCUAUCCAGCACAGAAUUGCAGCUGAGAAGGGUUCUGCAUGAGAUCAGGGGAACAGUUCAAUGUUUGGGUCAGAGUCGAGUCAGUACUCCAGAUAGGUUUGGUGAAUUCAGAGCAGCUUCAACCAGUCAACAGUCUUUAGCAGAGUUUCAGGAGAAGAGGCGAAGCCUAAACGUCUUCCGCAGUCAGAUGAUGGACCUUGAGCUGUCAAUCAUGCAACAGCAGGCUAUCGUUUACAAACACCUGAGUCCUGCUGACAGGAUUGAGGCAGAGCAGCUUCAGUUUCUGAGGUCAGCAGUCAGGGAGGAACUCCAGGAGCUGGAACAACAGCUAGAAGACCGACUUAUGAGUUUGACUCCUCACAAACCUCUUCACAGCGACAUCAGUGUUGACAACCUGUCUACCAUAUCUGCACUGAGAGCAAUGGAGCCGGUGUCAGACCUCCUCAGAGAGCAGUUCUUCCUCCAAUCUGAGCUUAGUUACAAUGGCCACAGCCCCAUCACCAACCCAUCCAGCCACUCCUCCAGUCUGGUCGGAGGAGACCAAGGUGAUGGAAAGCAGACGCAAGGAGUGUAUCGGUCAUCAGUCAACAUAACACCCACCGCUCCUUCUCGACCCAGCACACACACUGAGGAGGAAGAGGAGGAGGAGGAGGGACAGAGAGGAAGUAAAGGAGUGGAAGAUGAGAAAGCUGCAUCAGAGAAGGAAGGAGCAGCAGGAGGAAUCAACUUCAAACAGCUCAUUAAAGAGAUUCGAGAGAACGUAGCACAAGAGGUUCGACGGGAGAUCUACAACGAGCUACUGGCUGCUGCAUCACAUAAUUCACCUUUUUCUACCAGGGAGCACCCUCUGUAACCAUGACAACAACAAGGCACCACCCCCUUCACCUCCAUCCUUUGGAACCAUAGCCUGAACAAA